CUAUAUAUACCAACUUUAGAAUGGCAUCCCAGUCAACCUUAUCCUUCAAGGUCCACUCUGUUGGCGCAGUGCGCCGAAGCUCAUUCGGCAAAAUGACUGCCUGGUUCUUGUUCUUCAUCGCGUUGUUCAACAUUUUCAGUGGUAGUGUUUGGGCGAAUCUCAGUUUAGAUCAGUCUAACGAGGAUGUUAUUAAGGUAGAAUCAGAGGACGAUGGCGUGGGUCAUGUUCCAGAACGUCUGUUGACUACUAAUGAUUCGGAAUGUGAACGUGAUACUCAUGUGGAUGAUGGGAAUGUUUCUUUAAAAGGUGAAUGUCCAUCUGAGAAUGUUUCGCAAAUGGGUUUUUUAGAGGAAACCAAAGUUGACGAUUUAUCAUCACAACUAAGGCCAGAUGCCCACGAAGGAAAUCAAUCUGAACCGUUGAAUAGUGAUGAUCAUAUAGAACGCAACGGAAAUGGCAUCCAUAUUACACUUGGACCUCCAUUUGGUCGAUUUGGCGGGAAAAAAACUGUGGAGGUGGAUGCGAUGCCACUUGUUGAAGAAAACCUCAAAAAGGUGAUAGAUCGUAUCUGCAAGUACCGUCCAACCAUGAGAGAACAGAAGCCAUAUGUGGAACUGGUUCAAACCCUCAAAAACAUUACGACCAUUGAGCUCCCAGCUGAUAUAGCUUACGAUCUAUGGAAACGUGGUAACCAGUUUAAAGGGACUUUCUUGUUGGAUAUAAAAAUACCCGAUCUUUUGUGGCAUCUUGCUAAGAUGUUAGCGGAGGAUGCAUAUGCCUCUAAUCUAUCCGACAACGGAAAGACUAAGUCAAAGAAUUAUCACUGCAACAUUCUUAUGGAAUACCUCUGUCAAGCAGCGCUAGAUCGCUAUGAAACUUGGCAGGAACGAGAAUAUACAUUGGAGGCAAAAAAAAUUUCAAAUUUUCUCUCGCGAUUAAAUUGCAAAAAAACAAAAGGCAAAUUAGAAAUGUAGAUUAUUUUAUCACGCCCUUUAUCACGGUUAAUGAGCCAAU
Babesia bovis T2Bo is the source of this 1014-nucleotide messenger RNA. RefSeq names its product putative integral membrane protein. The transcript has a single exon. Bases 21 to 974 code for a protein of 317 amino acids. The record is from RefSeq and is a predicted model, not a curated record. Lineage: Eukaryota; Apicomplexa; Aconoidasida; Piroplasmida; Babesiidae.